Aspergillus caelatus is the source of this 1110-nucleotide messenger RNA. Its product is annotated as RCC1 domain-containing protein. Gene Ontology annotation, cellular component: cytoplasm. NCBI's taxonomy places the organism in Eukaryota, Fungi, Ascomycota, Eurotiomycetes, Eurotiales, Aspergillaceae. The coding region runs from base 1 to 1110 and encodes 369 amino acids. The transcript has a single exon. The record is from RefSeq and is a predicted model, not a curated record. Gene Ontology annotation, molecular function: guanyl-nucleotide exchange factor activity.
AUGCCCCUCUACGCCUUUGGAUCCAAUGGAUCCGGCCAAUUAGGCAUCGGGCACGACGAAGACGUUUCAAUACCCACUAAAUGUUUAUUUGAAGGCUCAGAACCAGAUAUUUUACAAUUAGCUGAAGGAAAAUCAAUCAAUUACAUUCGUCGCAUAGCAGCAGGUGGAAACCAUACCCUUCUUCUAUUCUCCGAUGGAACCGUGUACGCAGCGGGGUGUAACGACGAUGGGAGAUGUGGUGUUGAGCCCGGAGAUUCCUUGAUGAGAUUCCGGAGGGUCGUUGUUCGGGAUGAUGGGAGUGGGCAGUCUUGCAAGACGUUCAGGGACGUUUCGGCGUGUUGGGAGGGGACUUUCCUUGUUGCUGCCGAGGGAGAUAGGGUGUUUGUGCUUGGGUCUGGGCCGAAGGGGGAAUUGGGGCUUGGGGAGGGGUUGGUGCGGGCUACUGAGCCUGUGCCAGUUAAGGGUUUCCCGCCGUCUGGGACAGAGGUUGUGAGUGUUGCGAGUGGGAUGGGACAUACGGUUGUUGUGUUGUCGGAUGGAGAGGUGUAUGGGUGGGGUGCGGCGAGGAAGGGGCAGCUUGGGGAGGCGGCGAAGAGGAAGAAGAUUGUUUGGGAGCCGGUUAGGGUUGAGGGGGUGCCGUUUCGGGCGAUGGGUGCAGCUUGUGGGCGCGAGUUUACGGUUGUUACGGGGGAUAGGACCAAGGGUGAGUUUGUGAUCUUGGGCUCCGCGGAUAAUAGGUGGAAUGUUUUGUCUGAUGUGCCUCCCGCUUUGGGGGCGUAUCGUGGUAUCUGGGCUAGUUGGCAUGGUGUCUAUGUACAGCAGGAUGGGGGUGUUUUGGCUUGGGGGCGGAAUGAUCGUGGUCAGCUUCCGCCGGUGGAUUUGCCGACUGUGAGGGAGUUGGCGGUGGGAAGUGAGCAUGCUCUUGCUUUGCUUGAGGGUGGCACGGUUGUGGCGUUUGGUUGGGGGGAGCAUGGGAAUUGUGGGCCUGUUGCUGAUGAACAGGGGAAUGUGAAGCAGAAGUAUGCUUUGAUUCCUCUUCCUAUGGAAGAGGAGUCCCUUGUAGUCGGUGUUGGGGCCGGUUGUGCGACUAGCUGGGUUAUCAUGUCGUGA